AAGAACGAGGAGUCAGAAGUUCUACCCUGAGCCAAGAUCAGAACCCUCGGUGCUCACAGGUCUAGUCCGGCCAGUGGUCCUGAGCACAGUCAUGCCUCGAGGUCAGAAGAGUAAGCACCGUGCCCGUGGGAAACGCCAGCAGACCCAAAGUGAGAAUGGGCGUCUCGCAGGAGCUCAGGCCACCACAGCAGUGCGCGAGUCCCCUUCCUCCCCCUUGACUGUUUCUGAGGGUGAAGGUGCUCCCCCCAGCCCCCCUGCACCAGGUUCUCCCCAGAAGGCUGCCAGGGCCAGGGUCGCCAGCGGCCCUGCUGCAGCCAUGUCGGGCUCCAGUUCUGAUGAAGGUGCCAAGAGGCACGGGCAGGCAGGUGCAGGUUCCUCCCAGGCCCCCCCGUCCUCUGCGAGCGCUCGCAGGGACCCUCUGAGCGAGAAGGCGGGCCUGUUGGUGCACUUUCUGCUGCACAAGUAUAAAGUGGGCGAGCCCGUUAACAAGGCAGAGUUGCUGCGGAUUAUCACCGAGGAGUACCAGGAGCAGUUCCCGGAGAUCCUCCGGAGAACCACGGAGCGCAUGGAGCUGGUCUUUGGCCUUGACCUGAAGGAAGUCGACCCCAGCAGUCAGUCUUACGCCUUUGUUAGGAAAGAGGGUCUUCCUCUCGAAGGGCGCCUGAGCGAUGGCGUGGGCUUUCCCAAGAACGGGCUCCUGAUGCCUCUCUUGGGUGUGAUCUUCAUGAAUGACAACCGUACCUCCGAGGAGGAAGUGUGGGAAUUCCUGAAUAUGUUGGGGCUCUAUCCCGGGAUGACGCACCCGAUCUUUGGGGAGCCCAGGAAGCUCAUCACCGAAGAUCUGGUGCAGGAAAGGUACCUGGAGUACCGCCAGGUGCCCGGCAGCGAUCCUCCUCGCUAUGAGUUCCUGUGGGGUCCGAGGGCCCACGCUGAAACCAGCAAGAUGAAGGUCCUAGAGUUUGUGGCCAAAGCCAGCAAUACUGCCCCCAGUGCCUUCCAGGGCCAUUAUGAGGAGGCUCUGAGAGAUGAGGAAGAGCGAGCCCGGGCCAGAGCUGCGGCCAAGGCUGCCGCUGGUGCCUCUUGCAGCAGCGCCUCGCAGCCCCAGUGAGGUCUGAGACACGGUCUCCCCUCUGUAGAUGGAGGUGCGGUCAGCUUUUCCGCAGGGGGGCUCAGGUGGAGCCGGGGAGGGCGGAGUUUAUUUCUUCUUUGUGUUCCUGUUAUUUAGACAUAGCAUACAGACUUAGCUCUUUUUUUCCCCCUUAUCUUUCCAGUGCGUUCUUUUUAAAAAGGUUGAUUUAAAUUCAGAAUGUUAAGUUUAUGAAUAACGUGGCUCGCACACUUGGUGCUGCUUAUCACGUUUGAGAGUAAUAGUUUCGUGUUUUGUGAAGCAGAUUGAAAACGCUUGCAUCUUCUAUUGUGACCCAGUACGAGGAAGACAGAGCGCUAGAACAGGGAUUUUGACUCAAAUAUAAGAGAACCCCGCAGUGGAUCAAUUGAGGUGUAACAAGAUGGCAAAAUAAAG
Suricata suricatta (meerkat) is the source of this 1522-nucleotide messenger RNA. It is a transcript of the gene MAGEB17, whose product is annotated as MAGE family member B17. Gene Ontology annotation, biological process: negative regulation of transcription by RNA polymerase II. The transcript has 2 exons. NCBI's taxonomy places the organism in Eukaryota, Metazoa, Chordata, Mammalia, Carnivora, Herpestidae. Gene Ontology annotation, cellular component: nucleus. Bases 92 to 1108 code for a protein of 338 amino acids. The record is from RefSeq and is a predicted model, not a curated record.